UAGGUGAAGUUGCAAAUACAGUGAGGGCCCAGCGGAAGGCGGCAGCGCACCAGGGGCGAGAAGAAGCGGGACGUCUUUUGACUGCUUAACGCUACGGCAACUGCUGCUUUCGCUAUUGCUACUUCGGUGGUUGCUAUUAGGGUCGCAGAACGCCAAGUGACAGGUUCCGCACAAUUCGAGCUUCCACUUCUUCAAAGCGUUCAGCAAGAUUUUUCCGAGAAUAGACAUCUACGCCAUCGUUCAAGCUGUGUCAGCUGCAGCAAUUGACUAUUCAUUCUGCGGCUGGCUAAAUUGACUGCGGCAGAACAUCCGGAGCGUCUUUGAAUUUGAUUUGAGUAGCAGGUGGAACUAUUGAGGUACUCGACGGACGGUGUUAAAGUGGACAUCAGCGUGAUUAGAAAGAGACAACCCGCGAGCUCGGUUGGCUGCAACAAACCUGGUGGAGGUUUAUUCGAGAUGGUGGGAUAGACAAACGAUUGCUGAUAGCUGAAACGGCGCGUCGUUUGCCAGUGUCUCGUAACAACUCUCAAGUUAUUACGGGUUGAGAGUAAGACAUAGAAAUCAGUGAGUUAAAAUGCCGAACGAGACAGUGCUGGUGACUGGAGCCUCCGGUUUCAUAGGCAUCCACAUCAUGCGAAUGCUACUAAAGAAUGGCUACAUAGUGAGAGGAACGGUGCGAUCUGUGAAGAACGAGAAAAAAUGUAAGCCCAUUUAUGAGUGUCAUCCCGAUGCCAAAGAUAAGGUAACACUGGUUGAAGCAGACCUUACCAAGGAUGAGGGCUGGAACGAGGCUGUCGACGGGAUAAAAUACGUUAUUCAUGUUGCAUCGCCUUUUCCCAAUUUCGCCCCAAAAGAUCCCGACUCAUUAGUGAAACCUGCCGUAGAAGGAACUCUACGAGUAAUUAAGGCAGCGGCCAAGGCGAGCGUUACGCGGCUCGUUUUGACUAGUUCCAUUGCAUCGAUCCACGGACAUCUGGAAACGGACAACGAAACGUUUUAUGAUGAGACCCAGUGGUCGGAUCUGGAAUCACCGACACUAGGUUGGUAUGAACGCAGCAAAACGCUUGCAGAAAAAGCGGCAUGGGAUUUUGUGAAGUCGCCAGAGAAUACCUCGAAGAUGGAGCUCGUGACCAUACUUCCUGCGCUUGUCGUAGGCCCAAUUAUUGGAAACGAUUUUGGUACGUCGGUAGAAGCAAUCAAGCGGCUUAUGGACGGUAGCAGUCCGAUGGUACCCGGACUUAAUUUCGCUUUUUGUGAUGUUCGCGAUGUGGCCGAGGCGCACGUGAAAGCUCUUACCGUACCGGAAGCUGCAGGAGAACGAAUUUGCGUCGUCAUGGAGACCCUUUGGAUGCAGGAGGCAUCGAAAAUUCUCUUGAAGGAAUUCAGUCCCAUGGGUUAUAGACCUCCUUGCCACCGGGUACCAAAAAUAGGACUUUGGCUUAUCUCCUGGUUUGACCCCACGGUUGCCUUGUUGCUACCACGGCUGGACAAAGUUUUUAAGUAUUCGAAUGAAAAAAUGAAGAGAAUCUUAAAAAUAGAGCCUCGCCCUGUCGAGACGUCCAUUUUGGAUACGGCGUACGGCCUUAUUGAGUCCGGCAUAAUCAAGAAGACCCGCAAGUAUAAACCGAAAAACAUUGACCUCUGAGGGUAACACUGCUGAAUGCAACGUUAAAGAAACGUGAAAAGCAUAAGCUAAUCCUUCUGCUUUGAUUUUACUCUAUGAUUACUGAUUUCUUAUACGUCAAUUGCUUAACUUAAUAUUUAUAAAACAUAUGAAUAUGAAUAAAAGCCUUUAAACUCUUUUAAAACAAUAAAGCAACGAACAAAA
Varroa destructor (honeybee mite) is the source of this 1828-nucleotide messenger RNA. RefSeq lists its product as uncharacterized. Gene Ontology annotation, molecular function: oxidoreductase activity, acting on the CH-OH group of donors, NAD or NADP as acceptor. The record is from RefSeq and is a predicted model, not a curated record. NCBI's taxonomy places the organism in Eukaryota, Metazoa, Arthropoda, Arachnida, Mesostigmata, Varroidae.